AUGAGAAUUGCGUCCACUCGCCAAGCUGUUCUUCUCUGUGCUUUCCUUGGAUGCCUUCCUCGUCUAAGUUUUGGACUUCCCACAUUCGAUGAUACGACAAGUAUCAAUGCAAUUACUCCUCUGCAUAAGGACGAACGCAGCGUUUGGUACGACAUAUCGAGUGGCGUUGUACAGAACACACAACGCGAUCACGACUGGCCUUUUACGAGCGACGACGACGAUGACAUAGCCAUCGCAGCCCGCGGAUGGUUUCCAAAACCAGAAGUGCCAGAAGUACCCCAUGCUCCUCCAAUCGUCCCGGAACACCCAUUUCCAGGGCCGGCACCUCGACCAGGACCGGCCGGCUCAGGUACUGGUACUGGUGCCAGCGAACCAGCUCGACCACCGCCUCCUGGCGCCGAUCCUCCGAGUGAAGAACAACUGCCUCCAAGACAGAAUCCUGAGCCCGAGUCUCAGGACAAGUGGACACCAAUACCAAGUACGGCUGCUCCUGGAAUAAGCGCUAAGCUAGGUGGUCCUCCGCGGCCUAUGGACGACUAUCAACGCGACGGGAGAAACCAAAUGGCCAUGUACCAGAAUACUAUUAAGCAGAAUACACCAGACACAGCUGUCGUUGAAGAUAAAGCUCAACUUGCCAAUCAUGGUCCGCAAAAAGCGUUUUUGGACGUUACACGGAACGAGAACUAUUAUAUCACUGGGCAACAACUAGGACUUGCGGACCCAUACAUAAAGCUAUUGAUGGCUAACUUCAGGCCAAGCGAGCUUGGCUUCUCCUUUGAAAUCAAAGACCCCAAAAGAGAGGCAUAUCAACUGAGGGCUGUAUGGUCUGCGGACGCAAAUGUGAAAAAUUUCAUCAAUCGAGGCACCUACGACCCUUUGGGAAACUUCAUCAUGUAUCAAGACGCUUUCCGGACAAACGAAAGGGCGCCAGCAGACGAGAGAGUGCCGCUCGGUGAGAUGGGCUUACAGCUUUAUCAGCAAGCAUUGAGCACGACACAGCGCACUACUGGCAAUCUCAAAGCCGCUUUCUUGAUGAACAUCCAGAACAAAGGCUUCUGGGCGAUCACCAUCCAGAACUACAACGAUCUGAGGACACCGCUGGACAAAGUCUUGACAUUCAAAAGCGGAACCCCCCAAUUUGAGCGUUAUAUGGGCAGCGACAAUCUCAAAAGCAAGUUCUAUGCUUUUGCGAACCAUCAUUGGGCCAUCGGCAAUAAGAUCCCGGACCAAAUCAUCGUUGUCCCCAAACAGGCCAUGAAGACUGACGCCACAAUAGGGCAGAGCCCCCAACUUAUUGCAGUUGUCAUCUUUAGAGAUGCUUGA
Messenger RNA from Lecanosticta acicola, 1323 nucleotides. NCBI's taxonomy places the organism in Eukaryota, Fungi, Ascomycota, Dothideomycetes, Mycosphaerellales, Mycosphaerellaceae. The record is from the annotation of a GenBank genome assembly.